UGGUAGGCCUGCGUGUGCUUUUCGAGAGUGCGGUGUUGUGUGUAUAAGGUGUAAAAAUUGGAAAAACGAAUUAACUGUACAUAUCUGUUACAUUUAUUAAUUUAGGAUUAGAUGAAGGUUAAAUUAUGCCACGAAAGGACAAAUUCGAAAACAACGGAGGUUCUACAAAUCGUCGGACACACACCUACAUGUCUGCGGAAGAUCAAGCGAGCGGCAAAAAGUCCUACUGGACAGAAUUGGAGAUAACAGGGACUAUUCGAAAUCUAAGCUCCAAUCUGUUCCAGUUAACGCAUCUAACGGCUUUGUACAUAAAAAACAAUCAGUUAUUGAGACUGCCACCGGACAUUUGUAGUUUAGUGAAUUUAAGACAUCUCGAUGUGAGUAAUAAUAAGUUACGGUCGUUACCCGCGGAGUUGGGAGAACUCAUACACCUUAGGGAGUUAAAUUUAUCGAAUAACUCUUUAAGAAUACUCCCGUAUGAGCUUGGCAAGUUAUUCAAUCUCCUGAGUCUCAAUCUAGGUGGGAAUCCUCUUAACAAGGAUAUCCUUACCAUCUAUAAUGAACCAAAUGGGACAGUGAAGCUGCUAACGUUUAUGCUGGAUAAUUUACAAGGUAAGCAUUUAUUUAAUUACAGUGGAAUCUCUCUAUAA
Molecule: messenger RNA, 650 nt
Organism: Diabrotica virgifera virgifera (western corn rootworm)
Lineage: Eukaryota; Metazoa; Arthropoda; Insecta; Coleoptera; Chrysomelidae
Product: CCR4-NOT transcription complex subunit 6-like
Exons: 3
Coding region: 126-650 (174 amino acids)
Molecular function (GO): protein binding
Source: RefSeq, a predicted model, not a curated record